AUGAGAGUUCACACUGGAGAGAAGCCGUUCACAUGUGAUCAAUGUGGGAAGAGCUUCUCAAGGAAAGAUAGUCUUGAGAUUCACAGGGCAUUUCACACCAGAGAGAAACUGUUCACUUGUGAUCAGUGCGACAAAACAUUUCUCUGGGCAUCAAAUCUGAAGAGACACAUGACAGUUCAUACGAAGGAGAAGCCACAUUCAUGUUCUGUGUGUGGAAAGAGUUUUUCACUGCUGUCAUAUUUAAAAGUGCAUCAGAAAACACAUACUGGUGUGAGAGAGUACAUGUGCUUUGAGUGUGAGAAGACUUUUAUUACAGGGAGUGAUUUAAAACUGCACCAGAGAAUUCACACUGGAGAAAAACCUUACAAGUGUUCACACUGUGACAAGAGAUUCAGUCUGUCAUCACAUCUGAAAAAACAUGAGAGGAUCCACACUGGAGAGAAACCUUACAAGUGUUCACAAUGUGACAAGAGAUUCAGUUUGUCAUCAAAUCUGAAAACACAUGAGAGGAUCCACACUGGAGAGAAACCUUACAAGUGUUCACAAUGUGACAAGAGAUUCAGUUUGUCAUCAAAUCUGAAAAAACAUGAGAUGAUCCACACUGGAGAAAAACCUUACAAGUGUUCAUACUGUGACAAGAGAUUCAGUUUGUCAACAAAUCUAAAAACACAUGAAAGGAUCCACAGCAGAGAGAAGCCGUACACAUGUGAUCAAUGUGGAAUAUGUUUGAGUUUUAAAAGUCACCUGAAGUCACACAUGAAGAUCCAUACAGUGGAGAAACCACAUCACCACAGUCUGAAAUCACAGUGA
Molecule: messenger RNA, 810 nt
Organism: Megalobrama amblycephala (Wuchang bream)
Lineage: Eukaryota; Metazoa; Chordata; Actinopteri; Cypriniformes; Xenocyprididae
Product: oocyte zinc finger protein XlCOF15-like
Exons: 1
Coding region: 1-810 (269 amino acids)
Biological process (GO): regulation of transcription by RNA polymerase II
Molecular function (GO): DNA-binding transcription factor activity; RNA polymerase II cis-regulatory region sequence-specific DNA binding
Source: RefSeq, a predicted model, not a curated record